UCAGCCCUGAGCGGUGCCAGAGGAAGCGCACCUUGCAGUGGCAGGCCCUGUAGACCGCUGCAUGGGGGAGAGCUGCUGCGGAGCCGUUUUUUCAGGCCCUGGGCUCCUGAGCGACCCCGCACUCCCUGCUUCCUUUAGGUCUCUCCUUAGGGUCUCGCUUCUGCGGAAAGACUAGCGAUCCCGCCCCUUUUGCCCGGUACUGACUCGCUCCCACCCCAGCCCUGUCCCCUUUUCCAGCUGUCCACUGCGGUCCCCAAGAGCACCGCAGCCAUGAGCAUCCGAGGCAUGCUGCGAGCCGCCGUGCUCCUGCUGCUCAUUAGGACUUGGCUGGCAGAGAGUAACGGCCCCAGUCCCACCCCGAAAUUCCACUUCGAGCUCUCCUCCAGCACACCUGAAGUCAUCCUGGAUCUCUUCAACUGGAAAUGUGUCUUUGAGCUGGAAAACAUGAGCUCCGUUCAGGGGCACACUAACCAAUGGGAGCUGACUUCUGGGAACAAUGAGGUCCUACUGGCAAGAUUGCCAGCAAUCAAUGUUUAUGUGAUUGUAUCUUCCUGUAUUGUAGGAGCUCCUGUGCCUGUGUCAGUGUCUAUCUAUGUCUCCAGUAUUGAACAAAUCUCAGAAAUAAAUAUGGACUAUACAAUCACAAUGUUUUUGCAUCAGACCUGGAAGGAUACACGCUUAGCUUACUAUGAAACCAACCUGAACCUGACUCUGGACUAUCGGAUGCAUGAGAAGCUCUGGGUUCCUGACUGCUACUUUGUGAAUAGCAAAGAUGCCUUUGUGCAUGAUGUAACUGUGGAGAAUUGUGUAUUUCAGCUUCACCCAGAUGGGACAGUGCGAUACGGCAUCCGACUUACCACAACGGCAGCCUGCUCCCUGGAUCUGCAAAAAUUCCCUAUGGACAAACAAUCCUGCAAGCUGGAGGUGGAGAGCUAUGGCUACACUGUUGAAGACAUUGCGUUAUCCUGGGAAGAUGAUAAUGCCAUCCACAUUACUGAUGAGUUGCAUAUCCCUCAGUACACCUACCUGGGGAGGACAAUUACCAGCAAGGAGGUGUACUUCUAUACAGGCUCCUACAUGCGCCUGAUAGUGAAGUUCCAAGUUCAGAGGGAAGUCCGCAGUUACCUUGUACAGGUCUAUUGGCCCACAGUCCUCACCACCAUUCUCUCCUGGAUAUCCUUUUGGAUGAACUAUGAUUCCUCUGCAGCCAGGGUAACUAUUGGGCUAACUUCGAUCCUUGUCCUGACUACCAUCGACUCACACAUGAGGGAUAAACUCCCUCAUAUUUCCUGUAUCAAAGCUAUUGAUAUCUACAUCCUUGUGUGCCUGUUCUUCGUUUUCCUGUCCCUGCUGGAGUAUGUCUACAUCAACUACCUUUUCUUCAGACAAGUACCUCGGCAUAAUCACAGGAGAUGCAGGAAACCCAGAAGAGUUGUUGCCCGAUACCGCUACCAAGAAAUGGUGGUAGCAAAUGUUCAGGAUGGCCUGAUUAAUGUGGAAGACAGAGUAGAAGACAGAGCUGGUCCCCUUCCUGACAGCCCCAUGCAAGCUCAUCUGGCAAGCCAGGAAAUUCUAGGAUCCUUAGUGUUCCCAUCAGAACAGGCCCAGCUGGCUACCUCGGAAAGCCUUGGCCCUCUCUCUUCUGCCUCAAGCCAGGCCCAAUUGGCCACUGGAGAAAGCCUGAGUGAUCUGCCCUCCACCUCUGAGCAAACACUGCCUGGUUGUACCAUUCACUUUCAUGGCUUUCUUACUAAUGACAGUAUUAUCCCCAUCAAAAUCCAUUCUGAUGCCCUUGAGGAUGAAGACUCUGAAGAAAACCUAAGCUCUGAGGAAGGCCAUGGCCAUGGAAGCAGCUACACUGGAAGGCUCAAGCUCCAGAUUAGCCAUAGGUGUGUGCAAGAAGCAAGUUGGGACCUUGAUAAAAUUGAGAGCUUAUGGGAUGACAUCAGUAUCACAAGCAGCUGGCUUGGCCUUGAUGAACAAUGCAAGGGAGAUGCUGACAGUAUCUGGAGCCUUACUGAUGAGGAGCUCAUGGCCUGUGACCAAGAGAAGGACAGUAGCUCAGAGUCUGAGGAGAAUUGCCCCCCAAGCCCUGGGUGCUCCUUCAAUGAAGGGUUCUCUUUUCAGUUCUUUAAGCCUAACCAGGUCCCUAAGGUUGAUAGAUGGUCCCGUUUCCUAUUCCCUCUUUCCUUUGGGCUGUUCAAUGUGGUUUACUGGUUAUACCACAUCUAUUAGUUUCUCAUACACCACAGCAGCAGAGAUACUAUGAUGUCUUUCCUUUGUGGUUUCUUCAGUUUUAUCUUUCCCUCUUCCCCUUUUUCAUUUUAUUUGGCAAAGGGUUUUUGUUUUUGUUUUUUAAGGGGGGGUGUUUUGUUUUGUUUUGUUUUGUUUUGUUGGCUUGGAAGAGGCAAUAAAUCCAUUGGGCACUUCUCUUUAUUAUAAGGUGGGGAGGAGGUGGAGAAAACAUGUAGCCAGAGGAAAAAAAUAGAGGAGGACUUGGAGAUAAAUUGCACAUUGAUUUCCUACUGCUAGAAAAUUCUCACCUUUCACUUUAAACAGUCCAUCAGCCUAGAAAUACCCUUGGAAGUAUUUAGAAGACAGAAAAGAGCCACACUGAGGAAUGAGGAUGAUCUGGUUCACAAACAUUCCUGAGACCUUUGGUUUUAGUCCCCUCAAAGUGUUGAGACUGCUCUUGCAUCACUUUUUUUCCUUCCACCUGGGUGCCAUGUACCUUGUCCACCUGUUAAAAAUGACUUUGGGAGAAGUCAAACCAAGUUGGCCUGGAGUAUGCUGAGGAGGGGCUAGGCAUAGCUUGGAUAUUCUGACAAAAGAAAGUUGAGAAUCAUUUGUAAGUGCCUUGUACUUUGAGUGUAGAGUCAUGAUACAGGAGUGGGAAAGGCAGGUGGGUAGGAGGGACUGCAAAAGAGAUAUAGCAGAGUAAGUGAGAAAGCAUGCUUCCAGCAGGGGUAUGUGAGACAGGGGAGUGAUGUCAGGUUGAAGUUUGUACAUGUUCAGCUAUUCCCUUUUUAAGUUACUAGACCUUCUCUUGCCCGGAUUUCCCCUUCAUAUUUCCUGACAGUAGGGACUCAGUACUUCUGUUCAUUUAUGAGUUAUGUUUCUAUCAUUGCUGGGUUAAUUACUAGUUACAAUAGACACACUUGGUGAGUAAGCACUAGUUGUGAAAGUUCAGAUUUACUAUUUCACCAUGAGCCCAUAAUAGCAUAUGAACAACUACAGUGAAUCUAUAUACUAAUCCUUUCUAUUUGUCUAGUGCAUAGUAAGUAUCAACGAGCUCCCUGACUCAUCACAUCGUUGGAUCCUCACAGGAACCCUGUGAGCCAGGGAAGACAAAGCACCUUUUCCCCAGUGUUCCAAGGAAAAUGUGGAGCUUGUGUGCCAUGCUUAAAGAUGCUUGUUCUUUCUCCUUAUCUGCCUAACUCUCAACUAACUGCCUCUUCCCUGUGCUCAAGCUGCCAAGCUCACUGGACAGCACCUGGAGCAUCUGUAUAUGAAGAGGCUACUGACUAGCCGCUGAACAUGAAGCCUACUCAGCAGGGCUCCUGAUAAAAGUAGGAUGAGCUUGCACACCAACUUUCCAGGAAGCACCAGCUCAUUGAUAGAGGUCAUGAGGGAGUUUUUCCAAGCACUCAACCUAUAUCCCCCCUUCCUCCAUAGGCAGCCUCUCCUUCAGCCCUAUACUCCUCUGUCCACCCACCUCCUUAAUUGUACUUCUAUGUUUAUAUGUUUCUGUGUAUCUCUAAGGAUGAGUGUGUAUGUAUCCAAGUAGGUCUGUGUGCUAACCAUAUAACCAUUUGAGAAUCUGUACUAAUGUCAAUCUACAUUAGUAUAUAUGAAUGCAUAUCUGUACUGUGUGGAUGAAUAGUAUGUAUGCAUCUCUAGAAGAGUGUCACUUGUGUAGUUAUAUUAACAGCUGAAUGAAUUCUGCAUUCAUUCAUAGAAUGUGCAUGUCUAUAUACCUGUGUUUGUCAAACUUAGUUGGUAUAAAAGGAUAUACAUCAAAAACCACAUGUAUUCCCUUUAGAAGGUUCUUGUAGAAACAGUAUAACUCUAGUGACCUAUUUUGACACAGUGGGUAAAGUCUUAUUUAGCUGGACUGAUUAACUGUUUCUUUUCAGUUCUUGAAAGCCAGGUGGACCGACUGGGAAAGUACAUUUGUAGCUAAUCCUUGAACAGAUUUGACUGCUUGAGUAGGCCCACAAGUCUGCCUUGUGUUUGGAGUUUGAACUUUAACUCGAUUCAGGGAAAGAGUUAGAGAAAUAAAAAUGGAAAGGAGCACCAGGUACUGAAUAGAUGGUCUCAGUUUUGUCUCUUCUCCAUGCAUAGGCACAAUUCUAGCCUUUUAAGCAUACAUACCCAGAUACACAUACCUACUUCAUUACACAUGCAUACAUACAUUUCAGAAGCACCCACACUCUGGGUUAAAUAUAUUUACAGGCAUGUCCAGACAUAUAUGCACACAAACAUGCACACACGCAUACUUUUCAAACAACUCACAACAAAGAAGUUCUACCAAAAUAUCUAAGAUUGUCUGUUUUGUUUUGGGAACCCAGCACAAAGAAGUCCAGAUUAAAGGGAAAGCAGAGAGUUCUCAUCUGGAAUCUGAGCAUUCAUUGGAUGUGUACUUGGAUUUGGAGACCUACAAUCUUGUAGUGUUGAACACAUCACUGGAGUAAAGUUACAAAGAAGGAUUAGAGUAGUGGGAACGAUGAUACAGCAGAGAAGAGGCAGAGAGGCCAGUUGUAAAUAUUCACAUAGCUAGAUAUAACAUACCCUAAAAAGAGUAUUUUGCCCUAAUGUGCUGCAAUGAGAACAGUUAAACUUUACUGCAAUUCAUACUAUGUGAAUUACAUGUCAAAGUACCAUGGAGAUCUGGCAAUGACAGCUCUUCAGAAACUUGAAUCUUCUGGUUUUUUGUGUGUUUUUUGGUUUGUUUGUUUUGUUGUGGUUGCUGUUGUUGUUGUUGUUGUUCAUGGCUAUGGUCUUUCUUACUUGAAAGUUGCCAAAUCUUCCCUGUCUUCUGUGUGUGGUCUGUUGUUCAUCUUUGUCAAGCCCUGUCUUCUGCUGCCCCCAGCCCCUUUCCAGCCAUACAGAGACACCAUCUCUAUCUGGCUGCCUAUGUCUUCUCCUGAACUUCCUCCAACACCAAGUAGUUGUAGAGGUGCAGAGUAUCUGAACAGUGCUCCUGUGGUUCAGCCAGUCCAACAGCUUGGAAAGAAGGAAGAGCCUUACUUAGUCUAGGAUGGAGCAACCCCACUUUACUACUCUAUUCUGUCUUGCCUUACCCUCUCCUCUCACCCUAGAAUUCCUGUCUGAGAAAGACAACAGCUUUCUGUCUUUCCAGUGCAUCAUUUUAUUGUAGAAAUAUGUGAUAUAUUUCCUGCCCAGUUUGAUUUGCACUGUGGGGUGUCUCUGCUGAGAGAACAAUUUGGUUCUCAAUGGAGUUUGUCCAAUGUAUUCUUACAAUUUGUAUCAUCCUCACUCAUAGCAAGGCUGCAAACUCUUAGCAUACUUAGAACCAAGUCUUGCUGAGAUUGUGACCAUUCCUAAUGAGAGUUCCUUACUCUGUAUAUACAGCAGCAAUGCUUUCAAGCUAUUAACUACUGAAGGCACUCACUAAGCACUCCAUCUGCAUGAUACCCUGUAGUAGUAAGCAGGAACUUUCUAACUAUUCCAACCCAGCAUCCAAAGUAAUUGUAACUUGUCCUACUGAAAGUGCAGUGUGUUUGUGUUUGCUGUAUGGUGUCCUGAGGUUAAUAUGAGUCUACAUUAUCAGGAUUGGGUCUUCAGGGAAGGGAAGGUAUGAUGUUAAAAUAUCUCUCUGAUAUUAUUCAAUAAUGAAAUAGGCCAGCUGGUCAGGGUCAUCUGUGUGGAACUCUGUAUCAGAAUUUCCACCCACUAUCAUGCUAGACUGUAUCCCUGAGAUCAGUAUUCAUUAACAAAGGUAAAGGUACCAGAAUUUGGCACAGUAAUAGAAGAUAACUUCAGAUAAUACCAAAGGAUCCUUUCAAUGGCAAUUAAGUCAGUAACAUUCUGGGAGCAUAUGAACUUAUAGUAAAGUCACAUACAUACAGAUCUUCAGUAGUGGUGUUGGGCCAAGACAGUAAAAAGUAAGAAAAGAGAAUGACCAACAGCCAGGUGACCUAGGUGACCUGAUCUGUAAGGGCCACAGUAGCAGAGCAUUACUAGGUAAGUGGGUGCCCACAUUGAGCUCAUUAAUUGACAUUCUUGUGAGAAAGAGACCUUGAACAGACCAGUCCAGACUUCAAGAAAGUGAAACAAGAAAAAGCAUAAAAUUAUGCUUCUGAAAAAUAUACUUUAAAAACAUGUAAAUAGCAAAAGGAAAAAUAAAGAUCUGUAGUAGCAAA
Messenger RNA from Mastomys coucha (southern multimammate mouse), 6386 nucleotides. RefSeq names its product gamma-aminobutyric acid type A receptor theta subunit (gene Gabrq). Bases 271 to 2235 code for a protein of 654 amino acids. The record is from RefSeq and is a predicted model, not a curated record. The transcript is spliced from 9 exons. Gene Ontology annotation, cellular component: synapse; GABA-A receptor complex; neuron projection. Gene Ontology annotation, molecular function: neurotransmitter receptor activity; GABA-A receptor activity; extracellular ligand-gated monoatomic ion channel activity. NCBI's taxonomy places the organism in Eukaryota, Metazoa, Chordata, Mammalia, Rodentia, Muridae. Gene Ontology annotation, biological process: chemical synaptic transmission; monoatomic ion transmembrane transport; nervous system process.